Molecule: messenger RNA, 1070 nt
Organism: Dimorphilus gyrociliatus
Lineage: Eukaryota; Metazoa; Annelida; Polychaeta; Dinophilidae
Source: the annotation of a GenBank genome assembly
AUGGUCAGUUUCGCUGUCCACGGAAGAGGUCAGUGUUCAAAACUACGAGCCAUUUAAAGCACGUUCGCUUCGCAACAAUCAUGAGUGUAUUGAAAGCAUCAAAUGAUGAUUAUCCGACGUUUCAACUCAACACACCCCGAUUUGAUCAGUCUACAUUCAAAGGAAGAUUGAGACAUUUUUUGGAUGUAACCGAUCCGAGAACACUUUUUACAAGUCAAGCUGAAUUAGAAAGAAGCCAAGAACUAUUAAAAAGUUUUGAACGAGGUACUCUUGAUAGUACAAUUACCAAUAAACAACUAUGGGAAGCUCAGAAGAUAAAGCAAGCAAUAAUCCACCCAGAUACUGGGGAGAAGAUACCAAUGCCAUUUCGAAUGUCAGGCUUUGUACCAUUUGGCGCGCCAAUUGUAACUGGCCUAUUACUUCCGAAUCAAGGAAUUGCCCAGAUUGUAUUUUGGCAAUGGUUAAAUCAGAGUCACAAUGCGGCAGUUAAUUACUGCAAUCGCAAUGCAUCUAAAAAGACGCCAACAUCGAGAUUCUUAUUAGGUUAUGCAGGGGCUGUCACUAGUGCAGUUACGAUAGCGUUAUCUUUAAGCGUGCUUGUCAAACGAGCUAAUGGUUUGAGCCCUGCUGUAAAACUUAUAGUUCAGAAAUUUGUUCCCUUUCCUGCCGUCGCUACGGCUAGUGUUAGUAAUGUUGUUCUAAUGAGAAAUUCUGAACUAAGCGAGGGAAUUAACGUUGUGGAUAAGAACGGAAGAGUGAUUGGUGUAUCAAAAGUAGCGGCUAAGAAGGCUCUGACAGAGACAGCUUUGACCCGAGCUUUCCUACCCGCUCCCAUACUUGUCAUUCCACCUAUUAUCAUGACGGCUCUGGAGAAGACAAAGUGGCUUAAACGAAAUCCCAGAAUGCAUCUCCCGUGCAAUGCCCUGGCUGCAACACUUUCAUUUGCUUUUGCCUUGCCAAUUGCAAUCGCCCUUUUUCCGCAAAUGUCUUCGAUAAAACGGGAAGAUUUGGAGGCCGAUUUGCAGGAAGAAUGCAAAGAUGUGUGCCUGUAUUAUAACAAAGGAUUGUGA